Molecule: messenger RNA, 173 nt
Organism: Strongylus vulgaris
Lineage: Eukaryota; Metazoa; Nematoda; Chromadorea; Rhabditida; Strongylidae
Source: the annotation of a GenBank genome assembly
AUGGAUGAAAAAGUGCCGGGGUUGAAAGCUAUCAAGGAGGGAUCCACUGGUGAACGAUCUCCGGUCAGUCCACAAAGUGAGGAGAAUAACUCACUGGAAGGAGAGGAUCAUAUGGACAGAACUCCAAAGGUAAGAUCAAUGUUUUAUUGCUUUUUUUUCGACUUGCUUUGAAA